This is a messenger RNA of Lecanosticta acicola, 862 nucleotides long. The record is from the annotation of a GenBank genome assembly. Lineage: Eukaryota; Fungi; Ascomycota; Dothideomycetes; Mycosphaerellales; Mycosphaerellaceae.
AUGGGUUUCAAGUACGGAAAAGUGCUGGUUCUGGGCGCCACCAGCGGCAUCGGCUGGGCUAUGGCGAAGAAGUUCCUCGACGAAGGCUGCUCGGUCGUCAUAGUCGGCCGCCGUAAGGAGAAUCUGGACGAUUUCGUUUCGAAGUACGGCAAGGAUGGCAAAGUCGAUUCCAUUCAAUUCGAUAUCACGGACCUCAAAGCCAUCCCCAAGUUCGUUAGCGACAUUGUUUCCAAGCAUGCAGACCUCGAUUGCGUCUUCAUGAACUCCGGUAUACAGCGCCACCUUGACUGGAAGGAGCCCGAGAAGGUUGACCUAGACCUAUUGGAGACGGAAUUUACUACGAACGUAAGCACUCGGAGCUCGAGCGCUUACCGUCGAGGUUGCUGACAUGUUCCAGUACCUCUCUUAUAUGCACCUUACCAAAGCCUUCCUGCCAUUCCUCCAGAAGCAAGCUCCCAAGGAAGUGGCCCUGGUGUACGUCACCUCUGGCCUGGCUCUCAUCCCAAUUGUGUAUUGUCCCAACUACUGCGCUUCGAAAGCUGCUCUUCAUCACAUGGUUCUCGCCAUGCGCCUCCAGAUGAAAGAGAUGAACUCCAAUGUCAAGAUCGUCGAGCUGCUCCCACCGGCCGUGCAGACCGAACUUCACGAUGACAAGCAUCAGCCAGAAUUCCAAGGGAAAGGGGGCAAUAUCGGCAUGCCGCUGGCGGACUUUGUCGAAGAGGCGUACGCGGGUCUCAACUCGAAGGAGAAUGAGCAGGUGCCGGUGGAGAAUGUCCACAAGAUGAUGGGGUUCAAUGAGUGGGAGAUGGAGCGGCAGAACAAGAUGAACAAGAUGUAUGAGAUGAUGAAGGCCUCUCACUGA